Molecule: messenger RNA, 978 nt
Organism: Meloidogyne enterolobii
Lineage: Eukaryota; Metazoa; Nematoda; Chromadorea; Rhabditida; Meloidogynidae
Source: the annotation of a GenBank genome assembly
AUGCAAAACGACGCUGGAGAACUUGCUGAUUUAUACAUUCCGAGGAAGUGCUCGUCCUCUUCAAGGAUUAUUUCGGCAAAGGACCAUGCUUCUAUUCAAUUGGAUAUUGUUCGUGUUGAUCCAGUUACUGGACGUAUGAUUGAUGGAGAAGUGACGCGUUAUGCUAUUUGUGGAAAGCUUCGUUUUAUGGGUGAAUCUGAUGAUUGCAUUUUACGUCUUGCUCAGAAAGAUGGAAUUAUUCCAAAUAAGAUGUAAAAGUAAAGAAGAAAUGUUGAGUGUUGAUCUUUUGUUAUACGAUGAGUUUUAUUUGGAGAAUUUUGUUUUUUAAAUAAAGCUACAAAAUUGUUAAAAUCAGAUAAAUAUUAAAAUUGUUUGAAUCUUCGGCGACCAUUAUUGCUUAUGCUAGUUUUGUGAGAAAUUUUUUUAAUAGAGCGUAUGUUGAAAAAGUAAAAACGGUUACUAUAUUUGCAUUGGUUUAGAAAUAAAAAAACGAAUUUCUAUGCUAAAAAGGUUAAUUGAUCUCCUUUUUCGAAGUUUUUAAUGUUAUUAAAUUAAGCAACCCAAUUUUCAUUCCUUUUCAGGCCUUCAAGCUUCAACCAAUAUUUGGUUCACUUUUUUGUGGGCUUAAUUAAAUUCUCUUGAUUUUUACCUUAAUCUUUUCAUAAAUAUCUUCCUCCUUCUUUGGACCUUUUGCCUCUUUCUUCUUCUUAGCAUCGUCCUCAGCUUCCUUCUUUUUAUUUUCUUCCCCAGCCUUCUUCUCUUCCUUUUCAGCCUUUUCAGACGAUCUUUUACUUCCUUCAACUUUUCCUCAGCUUUCUCUCGCUUAUUUGCAGCUUCACCUCUCUCUUCCUCCCUCUUUCGGCGCUCACGCGCUUCUUUCAAAAUCAUUUCUUCAUGCUUAAGAAUUUCGAUAAGAAGAUAAGGCGUGAAAAAAUGAUUUUCAAAGAAGCACGUGAGCGCCGAAAGAGGGAAGAAGAG